Trachemys scripta elegans is the source of this 4663-nucleotide messenger RNA. RefSeq names its product CAP-Gly domain containing linker protein 3 (gene CLIP3). Gene Ontology annotation, cellular component: microtubule plus-end; nucleus; cytoplasm. NCBI's taxonomy places the organism in Eukaryota, Metazoa, Chordata, Testudines, Emydidae. Gene Ontology annotation, biological process: cytoplasmic microtubule organization. Gene Ontology annotation, molecular function: microtubule plus-end binding. The record is from RefSeq and is a predicted model, not a curated record.
UUCACUUUCUUUGACCCGAAUGACCCGGCUUGCCAAGAAAUCCUCUACGACCCCAAGACCACGGUCCCGGAGCUGUUUGCCAUCAUCCGCCAGUGGGUGCCCCAGGUGCAACAUAAGAUUGAUGUCAUAGGCAGCGAGAUCCUGAAGCGCGGUUGCCAUGUGAACGACCGGGAUGGCUUGACCGACAUGACGCUGCUUCAUUACGCCUGCAAAGCUGGGGCGCACGGUGUCGGUGACCCUGCUGCUGCCGUCCGCCUCUCCAACCAGCUGCUGGCCCUGGGGGUGGAUGUGACCCUGCGUAGCCGCUGGACCAACAUGAACGCGCUGCAUUAUGCCGCCUACUUUGACGUGCCUGAGCUCAUCCGCAUCCUGCUCAAAGGCUCCAAGCCCAAAGUGCUCAACUCGACCUGCAGCGACUUCAACCACGGCACGGCGCUGCACAUCGCCGCCUCCAACCUGUGCCUGGGGGCUGUGAAGUGUCUGCUGGAGCACGGGGCCAACCCCGCUGUCAGGAACAGCAAAGGGCAGGUGCCGGCCGACGUGGUGCCCGACCCCAUGGACAUGACGCUGGACAAGGCCGAGGCCGCCAUGGUCGCCAAGGAGCUCAAACAGCUGCUGCUGGACGCCGUCCCCCUGAGCUGCAACCUGCCCAAGGUCACGCUGCCCAACUACGACAACAUCCCUGGCAACCUGAUGCUCACCUCCCUGGGCCUCAAGCUCGGGGAGCGCGUGGUGGUGGACGGACAGAAGCUGGGCACCCUGCGUUUCUGUGGCACGACGGAGUUCGCGAGUGGCCAGUGGAUUGGGGUGGAGCUGGACGAGCCGGAGGGCAAGAAUGAUGGAAGCGUUGGAGGAAUACGCUAUUUCAUUUGCCCUCCGAAGCAAGGGGUUUUUGCCUCUGUGUCUAAAAUCGCCAAAGCCACAGACCAGAUGCCGUCAUCGGUGACGUCCACCCCAAAAACCCCCCGCAUGGACUUCUCCCGCAUGACCGGGAAGGGCCGGAAGGACAAGAAAGUUCUCAGGAAGAAGUCUCCCUCCGUGGGCAGCCUGGACCGAGAAGGGCUGAAGAUCGAGAUCGGGGACCAGGUGCUGGUGGCGGGGCAGAAGCAGGGCAUCAUCCGGUUCUACGGCAAGACGGACUUUGCGCCGGGUUACUGGUUCGGCAUCGAACUCGACAAGCCCACGGGGAAACACGAUGGCUCGGUCUUCGGGGUCCGGUAUUUCAGCUGCUCCCCUAAACACGGAGUCUUUGCCCCACCUUCCAGGGUCCAGAGGAUCGGCGGCCCCAAAGACUCCCAGGGAGAUAGCAGUUCGGUGAAGAAGGUGCACCAAGUCACUAUGUCACAGCCAAAGCGCAACUUCACAGCAGUCAGGACCCCAAAAGACAUCACGUCAGAAAACUCCAUCUCUAGAUUACUCUUCUGCUGUUGGUUCCCCUGGAUGCUGCGUGCAGAGAUGCAGUCCUAAGGCCUCGGCGCGCGCCUCUCCCGCCCUCCGCUCUGUCCUCUGUUCUCCAACUAACCGAAAGACUGCUCUCCCCGUUGGGCUCUCAUCUCCCCCCCCCCCCCCCCCCCGUCGCAGUUCUAGUGAACCCCAGUGCCUUGGUACCAUUGAACGUCGCCCCCUGUAGUCCGCGAGAAAGGCUGCACUAACCCCCCCCACCCCACCGCGCGUAUGCACCCCACACCCCGGGUAGACGUGACAUGGGCUCGGAAGCUCCCCUCGUUGAUUUCUCCCCGACCCCCCUCCGGGGCGCAGUGGCACGAACACAAAACCUCUUUGGUACAGAUUUCCCUCUGCGGUUUGAUUGCUCUGAGCCUGACGCUCGGGGUAAGGCCGAUCCAGGAUCCCCAGAACCUGGCCCUUUGAGUUGCUCCCCAACUAAACGUAAUCUAACCUGGCCUCUCUCUACAUCUCUGUAGCAGCGUGGACAGGGUCAGGUUAUAACACGCCGAGUGUGGAAGUAGUGAUCCUCCCCAGUUUAAGCCGCCUUUUUCUCUGGGAAUCAUGUAAUGCUCACCUUCCAGGAUCAAUGCUAUUCGAUUGCUCAGUUCCUUCCAGGGAGGAGAUCUGGCUUAUAGAAACUGGUCUCAUGUUGGACCUUAAAGAGCAGUGAGAUUUGGGGGGACCUUCCUCUCUGGAAGUAGUGCGGGCCCCCUUCUGAGAAAGCCCCCGUCCCCCGGGAUUCACUCUGGGGCCCACUGUUCAGUUACCAGGGGGAAAAUCAGUGCAUGAGUGUAUUUCUAAGGUAGAUCAGCGCUUACUGAGAUUGUUAAGCAUUCCCCUUGAGACACAACUGCUCCAAGGAGCAACUGAUGUUGACUUCAAAGCUUGGAGCAGCUUGUACCGGGGUCGGGGGUCUCUUAACACGGCGGUUGUCUGGUGCUUCUCUGUCCCUCUUUCAUUCUCAUCGAUUCGUUCUCCUCGGCGCGAUCGCUCUUUGUUGCAGGCAAACCUGCCGGGCUUUUUUCCUUUUGAGCUGUUUAGAAAAAAUAUAUAUUUUUAAAAGAAAAUGACCCUUAAUAACUAUCUUAAAAGAAAAAUUAGCCGUGGAUGGCAUGUUGAUGUUCCCCACCGAGCCAAAGGUCUGUCUAAACGUGAACGUUGUCCUGUUUAACUCUCCCGCUUAGAGCAGUCCAGUCCCAGUCCAGUUAAAGCAGUACGGUGGAUUUAUACUGGGAUCAAGGUGCGUAUAUCAGUCUAGCGGAGAGAAAGGGGAAUAAACUAUACUGGCAACAAGACACCUUUAUCCUGGUAUAACUAAACUCUACACAGGGGUUAUAUCAGUGUAACAGUAUCAGUUAAAAAAAACACCUCCAGCCCACCCGCUUGUACCAGCACAAAAUCCGUGUGUGGAACUGGUGUAAGGGAAUGAGGUGCCCCCUUUCCAUGUGGGAAUAGCUAUCCUGGUGUAAGCACACUGAUCCUGGUAAAACUGCGUCCACACUAGAGGGGAGUUGUACCGCGUUAGCUGGUCUGGUCUAGUGAAAGGGGGACAGCGUUUGGGGGCAAGUCUCGGGAAUGCUGGGAAGCCGGAGGCAUUUGGGAUGUUGACAACCGCCUCCGAGUGGCUGCUUUUGGGAAUGGCGUAGAGCUCCCUGUCUGAGUGGCUGGGCUCGGCUAUGGGCAGUAAAAGGUACCGGGUCUGCUCUCGUCGGGGGAGAGCUACAGAUAGUUGGCUGGGCACUGCCCAAGACAGGGCGUGGGUCAUUGCUAGAAACCAGGAACAGCUGCAUAGAAUCUCUCUCUCCAUCCAUCCAUCCCUCCCACUGAAUCCUUAGAUCCAUCCAUCUUAUCCCUCCACCCAUCCUUCCUGAUCCCUCUAUCCUCAGAUCCAUCCAUCCAUUUUCUCCCUCCAUCUCUCCGUUCUUCUCCUCUAUCCUCAGAUCUAUCCAUCCAUUCUUAUCCUUCCCUCCAUCCCCCACCGCUGCUGCCAUGUCCCCCAAUGUCACAAACUAGGAAAGCGGGAGAAAACGACUGGUCAACCUGCUUUCUCUGGGGAGUCCUGUUAGUAAGCAGAGGUAGCCUGGUCCAGUGGUUAGAGGUGGGGAAGCCAGGACUCCUGGGUUCUAUUCCUGACACUGGGAAGGACAAGGGAAAAGGAAGCCCAGACACCUGUUCUAUUCCUGACACUAGGAAAGGUGCGCUGGGCAAAGGAUUAGAAAGCCAGGACUCCUGGGUUCUGUUCCUGGCAUUGAGAAGGAGCGUGCCACCGACACUAUGGGCAAGUCCCCGUGCCUCUGUGUGCCUCAGUUUCCCCCAUCUACAAAAUGGGGAUGAGGAUAUUGACCCACCUCACUGAGGGGUCAUGGAGCUUCAAUAACGAAAAGGCUUUGAGCAGCUCCUCCUGGAGACACGGCGCAGUAUCAAGCAGUGAAAAAAGGAUCUGGGCCCAGCGUACUUUAAAACGCCUCCAAAUGGAACAGCUUCUUGUGCACCAGGCCAGAAUCCUAACCACCCUCUCCAAAUCCUCCAGCCUUCCUCCUUGUCUUUCUGUUGCAUUUUGUGAGAGCUGGGAAAAGCCAGGACUCCUGGGUUCUAUUCCUGACACUGGGAAAGGAACCUUGGGAAUAGGAAGCCAGGGCUGGCCCCUAAAGCUGCCCCCCACACGCAUCGCCAUCCCUAUCAGCUGUUAUGAGUACGAAACACACGCAUCGCCUCAUCCUCUCUAGCCCAAUAAAAAGACCCCCCCGCUUUCUCAUUUUCUUUUUACUAGCAAUAAAAAAAACCCUGCAAUUGCUCAGUUUCACCGUAGUCACGAGGGGGUAUCCUGGGCCUUCCCCCGUUUCAUCCAGACCCCGAGUCACCCCGGCCGGGCCUGUGUUUCCGAUGCUAACCGUCGUCGGGGACCGCUGUCCAAAUGCUAACCUGGCCCCAGUCCGGCUCGGACUCCUUUGCAGCGGUCCCCGCCAUGGCCUCAGUGUUUGUAUAAUAGAAAUCACACGUCGGAUGGAGUUUCUUUAACACUAUUUUUAAAAUUUGUAACCCAUUCUCCUUGUAAAUUGUUUAGCGAGUGGCUUGUUACUCCCGCUGACGAUCUCGCUGUUAACUUUGCAUGCCUUGUCCCUUUCCCCGUCCAUCCAGGAUCUCUGGAAAACUCAGCAUGAGAAGAAAUCAGUAUGCCUAUUGCUUAUCUGUCAUUAAUAAAGAGUGUUUCUAUGUG